Messenger RNA from Bipolaris victoriae FI3, 915 nucleotides. RefSeq lists its product as hypothetical. The transcript has a single exon. Bases 1 to 915 code for a protein of 304 amino acids. Lineage: Eukaryota; Fungi; Ascomycota; Dothideomycetes; Pleosporales; Pleosporaceae. The record is from RefSeq and is a predicted model, not a curated record.
AUGCCCAAAUCCAACGGCUGUCGCACCCUCCUCCUCCUCACCCCACCCCUCCUCUUCCUCUUCCCCACCGCAGCCCUAAUCUCCAUCCUCGAACGCAUCUCAAAAAACACCUUCUAUUCCAACCUCCAACGCAGCUUUCGCACAGGUGCCUUCCAACUCGUCCUACCACGACCGGGCGGCGGCCCGGACAUCGGACUGAGCCUCGACUUCAACCACGCACCCAUCCUCGCCAUACUCGGCAUCUGCGUAAUCGCGUAUGCGGUAACUGUGCUGAGCGCAGCGGGGAUAUGGCAGUUGAAGAAAGUCGAGGGCACGUCUCGACAUGAGCGGGUGUGGGUGUGGGUAGUGCUUAUUGCGAAUGUGAUUAUGAUAGGUGUGAGUUUGGGGGGGUUCGGAUAUGCAACUAGCGUGCAGGCGAGCGAUGGGACGUGGAGGGAUUACGAGGAUGCAGGGAGGCCGGAUCAGGAACUUACGCGGGAGACGUGGGCGUGUCAGAUUCACAGUUUAUUCCCUGGUGAGGGAUGGGCGGGCACGGCGUGUGGGACGAGUCAGGCUAUGCGGUAUUUGCUGUUGCCCAUGGCAGUGGCGGCCAUGGCGGUGGUGGGGAGUCUGUGGGUGCUGGUGAGGGGGAGGGGAGGGCUGAAGUGGUUGUUUGGAGGAAAGGGAAGGUAUGCUGGGUUUCGUGGGGCGUAUGAGUUGCAGCCUCAGGAACAGGGUACGGUGUAUUCGGGGCCGCCGCCGCCUGUGCAGUGGCAGGGACAGCAGGGCCAACAGUGGGCGCCGCAGACGUAUCAACCGUAUGGCCAGCAGUUGUAUGGUCAACAACCUGCUCAGCCAUUGGCACCGCAGCCCCAGGUCGUGGCCCAGGUGUCAAAGUCGGAUGCUAAUGUUGAGCAGCGCCCUGUCUACCAGUGA